Molecule: messenger RNA, 216 nt
Organism: Rotaria sp. Silwood2
Lineage: Eukaryota; Metazoa; Rotifera; Eurotatoria; Philodinida; Philodinidae
Source: the annotation of a GenBank genome assembly
AUGACUCAACCCAAUAUUUUUACUAUAUGUUCGCGUCUAAAUAAAUAUUUGGAACGUGUAAUCGAAAAUGAUGGUGAUCCACAAUCAGCUCAAAGAUCUAUUGAUGAACUAGUAAAAAGUAAUUAUAAUUUACGUGCAAAAGAAGCUGGUGCAGUUCUUCGACUAAUCUUUUAUCCAUAUGGUAGUCGCACACUCGUACAUGGACAGAAGGUAUAA